This is a messenger RNA of Penicillium concentricum, 234 nucleotides long. RefSeq lists its product as uncharacterized. The transcript has 2 exons. Lineage: Eukaryota; Fungi; Ascomycota; Eurotiomycetes; Eurotiales; Aspergillaceae. The record is from RefSeq and is a predicted model, not a curated record. The coding region runs from base 1 to 234 and encodes 77 amino acids.
AUGAGCAAGGAUACGCUGAGUCAGACGAAGAACUCGUUCGUUCCUGACCUGUGUGCGGGAGUUAGCGAUAACUGGAAGAAGCAAUGUGAAGAUACCCAGGGCUAUUAUGCCCCUGUCUUCUCGGGUAGAAUAGAAAAGGUGGCGCAGACUGUCACUGGGUAUCUGUUGGCAUGGCGCAUUGCUCUUGGUCCAGGUGUUGGAUGUGUUCAAUACUCCUCUCGUUCUACAAAAUAG